Molecule: messenger RNA, 3270 nt
Organism: Ceutorhynchus assimilis (cabbage seed weevil)
Lineage: Eukaryota; Metazoa; Arthropoda; Insecta; Coleoptera; Curculionidae
Source: the annotation of a GenBank genome assembly
GGCUCUGGUAACCAUAAAUGAUAACAGAAUCCUGGUGGGAAUUUUCCGGGGAAUUUUUAUUGUGCAUUAUGGGAAAAUUUGGGAAUUUUUACACAUUUGAGUGGGAAAUGUUAUUCUAAAGGGUUGGCAACACUGACCCUGAUGCCUUUCUUGCUGGCUUCACACUUUCGACUUUUCGACUACGUUCGCGGAUAUUAUUUGCGGCAAGGAGCUGGCUACAAGGAGCUAGCAUCACUCAUCAGUCAGCAACUCUAUGGUCAGCAAUCAGCAACACUAGUCAGCAGUCAUGGCACUGUCAAUUUCCCAAUACUUCAAUUUCCAAAUGAGAAGUGGAAACUCUGGAUAGCGCCGAUGCUUCUACUUUCCACCACAGUUUUCCAUGAAAAUUUGCUGACCCCAGACCCAAAAACGGCAUGAAAAAUAGAAACAAUUUGAAACAAAUAAAGUCUCCAAAAUGACAUCAGAAGUAAUGAGUAAUGGGAAAAAAAAACUUGAUCCAGUUCUAACCGAACUCUGUUUCAACCUGCAAAAAGCUUCAAAUCUUCCCAGCACCAAUGAAGAGCUUACAUUUCUCAAUGAGUUGCUACAAUCUAAAGAGCUAAAUGCUUUAGUGAAUAUUCAUAAUAAAAUAAUAAGCAAUGUUGAUAAAAAGAGAUUUUUCCCAGUACCAGCUCUUUCUGAUGGAAUGCAAGUGCUUGCAGACGUAUUGGAAUUGAUUUUACAGAAACCAAGAAGAAGCCCGGAUUGUCAGGAACUGUUUUUUAUGUUACAAAAGCCUCACUUACAGGGACUGUUGUGUGCUCAUGAUGCUGUAGCCCAAAAAGAUUAUUACCCCCAUCUACCUGACAUUCCUGUUGAGGAGGACGAUGAAAGUGAACUUACUAUCAAAAUUGUCCAAUUAGUUAAAAGCAAUGAGCCACUUGGUGCAACAAUAAAAACCGACGAGCAAACAGGAAAAAUUGUAAUAGCAAGAGUUAUGCAUGGAGGAGCUGCAGAUAGAUCUGGUCUAAUUCAUGUUGGGGACGAGGUAGUUGAAGUGAAUGCCAUUAAUGUUGAAGGAAAGCAACCUAAUGAUGUUUUAGAGAUUUUACAAAAUUCUGAAGGUACCAUUACCUUCAAACUUGUCCCUGCAGAAUGCAAAAUGAACAUUAGAGAAAGUAAAGUUAGAGUGCGAGCUCAUUUCGAGUACGACAGUUCCUUGGAUCCGUAUAUUCCUUGUAAAGAGGCAGGAUUGGACUUUAAGAAGGGGGACGUGUUGCAUAUAGUUUGUCAGGACGAUCAAUAUUGGUGGCAAGCCAGAAAAGAAGGUGAUAAGCAUAUGAGGGCCGGACUUAUACCCAGUCGAGCGCUGCAAGAAAAACGGAUUAUACAUGAGAGACAGGCUCAGAAUGAGGAUGAAAAUGGGCAAUGUCUCGAUCCAGUAAUGGCUGAUGAAGAUGGCUUAACCUGUAGUCCAAAACCGACACGCUGUCUUGUAGUGGCCGAGAAUAAAAAUAAAACUAAAAAAAUCAUUUAUGAUACAGCCGAAAAUGACGAUUUUGACCGGGAAUUGAUUGCGACCUAUGAGGAGGUGGCCAAGUUAUAUCCUAGACCUGGCGUGUAUAGACCUAUAGUGUUGAUUGGGCCUCCUGGGGUUGGUCGCAAUGAGCUUAAACGUCGGCUCAUUGAUACAGAUCCUGGGAAGUUUAGGACUCCCACACCUUUUACAAGUAGAUCUAUGAAGCCUGGAGAAGUAGACGGUAAAGAGUAUUUCUUUGUUACACGAGAACGAAUGGAGGCUGACAUAGAAAAGGGAAAGUUCAUCGAAUUUGGUGAAUAUAAAGGCAAUUUAUAUGGCACUAGCGCAGAUAGUGUGAAAGCAAUAGUGAAUUCGGGCCAAGUCUGUAUUUUAAAUCCUCAUUAUCAGGCAUUAAAAAUGCUCAGGACACCUCAGCUCAAGCCUUAUAUAAUCUACAUUAGUCCACCCAGUUUGGAUGUUCUAAAGGAAACUAGAGUGGCUAAUCAUGCCCGUAGUACCUUUGAUGUGCAUAAUUCCAGGGGAUUCACAGAAGAAGAGUUCCAAGACAUGAUCAAACAUUCGGAGAAGAUUGAGUUUCUCUACGAACACUUUUUUGAUGAAACUAUUGUUAACGAUGAUCUACUUGGGGCCUUUAGUAAACUAUUAGCUGCUGUUAACAGAGUGGAAAAUGAACCUUUGUGGGUACCCGCUUCAUGGGUACAGUAGUUGUCUUAUGAGAACCAAAGAUUUCUUUUUAAAUAAUAUGUACUAUAGUGGCGCUUUAAAAUUAAAAAUACUGCCACUAAUCAUUCCGUUUCAAGGUAAAUAGUUUGCAACUUUUCAGAAUCAUUUUAAAGAAGGAAGCUUAUAUAUUGAUAUUCAAAAAAUGUAAACCUCAUUUUCUGUAUAUUGCCAUAUUCAUCGAUUUUUAUGUAACGAAAAAUUUAAAUAUUAAAUAUUAUUUUUAAGUCAAAUCAUACUGGUCAAAUAUUUAUGUGCAUUGGAUUGAUCCUCAGGUAUGUACUUAGGAGGAGUAGCUACCAGAAUCUCUGAAAUAUGAUAUUAAGGGUACAAAAUGGGUGGGAGAAAUUUUAAUUGCUUCUUUAAGCCAGCUAUCAGUUUGAAUAAAGCAAGAAAAUAGAAAGGGUCUUAUUUUAUGAUUAUUGAAUCGAGGAGCAAUGGAAAACGAAUGAAGAAUGUGCGCAAAAAAUGCAUACAUUUUUCAUAAAAUAAUAUACGUAUACAACUUAUAGUAUAAGGUCUGUUCCAACUCGUAAAAAACUGGCCCAUGGACAGUUUCGAAACCACUCUGUAUACGAAUCUUGAAUUCUACGCACAAAUUUUAGGUUUUGCGCAGAACGUGACGGUACAAUGUAUGGUUUCCUGCUAUGUUGGAACAUAACUUUAAUCACCUCUUGUCAGGUGAAAUUUCACUGCCAUUUUUAGAUAUUAUAUUGCUCCUUUCACUCGAAUGUUAUUUAGUGUUAAUUUUUAGCCUUAGACUCAUAAAUUUUGGAUAAUAAGCUAAAAAAUAAAUCAUCUCUAAUAAUAAUUAUUACAAUAUUUAGAAUUAAUUGUACCUAUCAUAGGAAAAUGUAAUUUGACGAUAUUAUUAGAACCCCUUUUUCCAUGAUUAGAACAUUUUUAAAACUUGACGAAUUUUUCAGGUGUAGGUACCUACAUUUUUUGCUAGCUAUUAACUCGUUACAUUAUUGUUGUAUUGAGAUUUUUGUAUAGUUAUUAUAAUUAUAUGAAUAAAUUAUUUAAUUUUA